Myxocyprinus asiaticus (Chinese sucker) is the source of this 1425-nucleotide messenger RNA. RefSeq names its product myelin basic protein-like. Gene Ontology annotation, molecular function: structural constituent of myelin sheath. Bases 148 to 513 code for a protein of 121 amino acids. The record is from RefSeq and is a predicted model, not a curated record. The transcript is spliced from 5 exons. Lineage: Eukaryota; Metazoa; Chordata; Actinopteri; Cypriniformes; Catostomidae.
UCCGACGAGCUGCAGACCAUCCAGGAGCACGGAGGAGCAGGCUCAGAGUGCGGUUCCGAGUGUGCUGAACAGGACCCCGAGUAGAAUUCCUCCUCUCUUACUCUUCCCUCGCUCCGAUUCCUCUUGAGAACAAAGAAAACGCUUAGUAUGGCAUCCGCAAGCUCCUCGCAGUCCACAUUCAGACUGGGCCGCAGCAAGAAGAACCCGACCGUUAUGGAUCAGAUCGGAAAGUUCUUUGGAGGAGAAAAGAAGAGGAAGGGAAAGGGCUCUUUCCGUGGUGCUCUCUCCGCCUCACCUCAGAGAUCGAGCGCAUCACCUCGACGCCGCACGGAUGAGAACGCUGUCAUGCAUUUUUUCAGAACUAUUGUUUCACCUUCUACACCCAAAUCUAGGGGAGAGCAGAAGUCACAGAGCUCGGCUAAAGGUAAAAAAGGACGCGGAGACAGUCAAGGCACUUUAACCAGGAUCUUCAAAAUGGGAGGAAACCAGUCUGCCUCAUCUACCAAGCGUUGAAGUCCCAGUGCCUUUUCCCCAUUUCAAAAUUAGGAGGAAAGGAAGAAAAAAGGAUGAAAAAAAUACCAAUUUGUCUUUUCUUAUUUUUCUAAUUCAGUAACAAAGACUUGAAUAGGCUUUUGCAUUGAUUGAUAUGUGACAACACAAUCUGUGUCCUAAGACUAAGUAUUCCUGUUUAGUCUUGUCAGAGUUGUACUAACGCUGUGUGUAAUCUUUGAUGAGUCGCUGUCUGAAUGAACUAACUAGACACUGAUAAUGAAGCCGAGUCAGUUUGAGCUCCUCUCAGGACUGGUUAGGUCAGCAGCCAUAUGUCUAGAAAUGUUUCUGUCUUGUCCCUGUAGCGCUCAAAAAUACUUAACUGUGCAAAGCUUUAGUGUGGUCAGUAUCUCUCUCAGUAUUUUGUUUAUUAGAUCCCAAUCGUUUUUUUCUAGAUGGCUUACACGCUUUAUUUCUCUAUGAGCACUCUUACCAGAACAAAAUGUUGUAAAAGAUGCCAAGAUGUGCACUGCAUAUCCCAUAAUCUGUUGAACGUAUGUCAUGUGUGUCCUGGUAUUAUUGACAGACUUCCCUAACUGGCUUUUUCAAUAUUAUGGGAAUUUGUAUCUGGAGAUUUCAUCUUAAUUUAGUAGCAGACAAACCUCCAGACAACACUAGAAUGUUCUUGCGUUAGAUUGGCAGUGUGUUUUACAGAUUAGACUGGCACUAGGCUAUAUGUUUCAGGCCCUAUGCUAAUUAUUCAUUUGAGCCGACAUUUUCAUUAGGAAUCAAAAGCCAUAAAACCACAAAAAAAAAAAAAAAAAAAAAAAAAGGGAAAAGAUGUCUCAUACAAACUAAAACAUACUAUAUGUAGUUUAUGUUGAUGUUACAGCAAUAUCACUAAUAGAUGGCAACAAUUAAAGGUGCAAAAAAUAA